AAAGUUGCAUAAAAAAUAAUAUCUGUCAUGUAUAAUUUGUUCACACACACACAUGUACCUUCCUGCAUUAUAAUACAUAUAUUGUCCUUUUGACUGCUUUUACCUUUGCAUUAGUUUCACUGUAUGAUAACAUAUCAAUGUGCCAUCAAGGCGUCAUGGAAAAAAAUACAAAUGCAUUCUGUAGAUCAUGUGUGAUAGCUAUUAAAAUUGAUUAACUGCAAAUGACGUAAGCAAAAUGUACUGUAAGAUAUCAUAGAUUCACGAUCUACGCUAAGGUCGUAUAUACGACCUAAUAUAUCUAGAUAGUAUAUCUCUACUGUAAAUCUCUUAUAAUAAUAUGCAAUAUUCACUUUCCUAAGUAAAUGGAAAAUACUGUAAUUAAAGUAUGAAUAAUCGAUGAAUAUUGCAUCAGUAUUAACCAUAAUCAUUUUCUCAGCUAGAAAAUCUCAGAUAGAGAAAUUAAUGCUAAUAACAGAAAUAAGUGUUAAUCCAGGAAAUUUCAGAAAGAGAUGUUAUCUAAAGUAAACACACAUAUCAAACAUUUUUAUUUUCUCAUUUGUCUCUUAUUCUGCUAACUUAAGCAAACGCGAUCAGGUAUACGAUAAUAAUUUCAGAGUUACUAUAUUACGCAAGAAAAUAACGUAAGUCAUUAUUAGUCGUUAUAAGUCGUUGAAGUGCAGGCAAAACGUCUUUGUGAGACGUCUAAUUAACAUCGAAUGUUAUUAUCGUCUAAAAUAAUGAACGGCGUAAUUUGGAACAAGAUGCAGAAGAUUUUCGUGCCAAUUUCUAGUAUACCGGCGUAUGCCAAGAUGCAACAAGAACGUUUCAAACAAAAUCGAGCAUUAGAAAAUCACAAUUUUCAAUUGCAGAAUUUGACCUUAACAUCUUUUCAGGAACCAAAUUUCUUUGAAUUCUACGACAAGGAUACGAAAGUUACAGGACUCUGCGGUGAAUUAUGGACUCUGCUCUCUGAAUCAUUAAACUUUACAUUACAACCAAUAAGAUCAAAUAUAAAUAGCCUGGGUGCGUUAGAGGAAAACAAUACUUAUCAACAUGGAUUAUUAGGCCUACUUUUUCACAAUGAAACUAUUGCUAUACCAAAAGUCGAAACGUACAGUAAACGACUUGUGGCUACUGAUUUUACAAUCCCUUUAUGGAUAAACAGCUAUCGAACGUAUAUUCGUCAUGAGGAAAUGCAAUAUAAUGACAGCACAUGGAUGGCAAAAGUGUUCUCUUGGAAAGUAUGGUGCAUUAUACUGAUUAUGCAUGUAAUACUAAGCAUCUGUGGUUUUUGGUCACAAAUCAUUCUCGCACGGAUUGAGGAUAAAUGCAAAAACACAAACUUCGGCGAACAUUUCUUUUAUAACUUUGGAAUGUUUUGCAAUCAAAGUUACAUUCCCGAGGUUCUUGAUGGAAGAUCAAAGAUAUUAGAAAUAUCUCUAAGUCUCUUUUGUUCUAUACUAUACAUGGCAUUUAGUGCUUUAUUAUUUAUUUACAUGACAAAAAGUAUUAUUGUACUGCCAUUCGAUAAUCUUCUAUCUUUGGUAACUCAAACUGCAUACAGCGUUGUUACUCUGGAGGGUUCUAUAGCAGAUAUCGCAUUUAAAGUGAGCCCUAAUGAAGAAUUUAUAAAAGUGAGAACAGCAAAACGCUUCGUCCUUGCAUCAACAGUCGAUGAAAUGUUUGAAAUGGUGUGUUUCCCGAGAAAAAAAAAAUAUGCUGCAUUCCAAGGUGAAGACGAGUACAAAACAAGAAAAAUGUUAUGCAAUCUAACUCCGAUUGGACAACACUACUUGCAUAUGUGGAUAGCUUCCGGCAUCGUAAAGAAUUUUAAGUACAAAAGAACCAUCGAUCUCGGAAUACUUAAAUUAAUGGAAGUUGGACUCUGGGAUGCGCAAGUAGAUCGUUGGUUAGAAAAGAAAUUUCAGGAUAAUAAUAAUGUUAAGACAACGGAUGCAGUUGGAAUGGAUCAAGUUGUUUUAGUAAAUGCAGUGAUGUGUUGUGGAGCAAUAAUAGCUUUUAUUAUUCUCAUAAUCGAAAAAAUCGUAUAUGCUUAUAAACUCAAGAAAUCGUGACUAUUUUUACUUACACCAUUGCAAAUAGAUAAAAAAUUUAUUUAUGAGCAAGAUUUUAACUCACACUCAGAAACUACUAUAUCUAUAUUGCGAAUGCUCGUAUUUCUAAGUCAUAAUUUCUCAGUCAUAAUGCUGUAAAAAUUGAAAUUGUAAUAAUUAAAAAUUCUAUUAAUCAAAAAAA
Messenger RNA from Formica exsecta, 2256 nucleotides. RefSeq lists its product as uncharacterized. The record is from RefSeq and is a predicted model, not a curated record. The transcript has 7 exons. Lineage: Eukaryota; Metazoa; Arthropoda; Insecta; Hymenoptera; Formicidae. Bases 717 to 2075 code for a protein of 452 amino acids.